This is a messenger RNA of Sodiomyces alkalinus F11, 1680 nucleotides long. RefSeq names its product SCA7-domain-containing protein. Lineage: Eukaryota; Fungi; Ascomycota; Sordariomycetes; Glomerellales; Plectosphaerellaceae. The transcript is spliced from 6 exons. Gene Ontology annotation, cellular component: SAGA complex. The record is from RefSeq and is a predicted model, not a curated record. Bases 379 to 1680 code for a protein of 433 amino acids. Gene Ontology annotation, biological process: RITS complex assembly; regulation of transcription by RNA polymerase II; regulatory ncRNA-mediated heterochromatin formation.
GCUCUACUAAGUUGAUCAUCUAAGUGCUAUUUUAACGUGCGACAAAUAGUGUCCAAAUACCUAAAUACCUUAAGGUACCUAGGCAGCAUUGGCCCAGGUCAUAGCGAUAAGCCGACCGACCCCCCACUCUUGAGGUCUGGACGCCGAGAGUUUAGAGACGACGAUUUCCGCCUGAAUCAAUUUGAUCUAUAGACAAUUACUCCUCUCCUCGUGUCUUCCGUCAAUAGUCGAAGCUUUCUCUGCCCGUGGUGACGGGUGCCUCUUAUUACGAUCGAAAGGCGAUGCUUCUGUGACCUGGUCGUCUGAAUCUCCAGUCAAACACUUAGCGCCACUUGUCCACUCAAUCCUACGACGAAGGCAAGUCAAACAAAUAUAAAGAUGGCAACAGAUACAGAAAAAGGUGACGAAGAGACCAUCAAAGUGGCCUCGAAGAAAGUCACCAAAGACAGAUCACACGGAGUGAUUAAACUUAAGAAACCAGUGCCAAAGCAUAACAAGCCUGGUGUUUGGAGAGAUGGCAGCGCCAUUGACGACGAGAAACGAAAGAGGGAAAAUGCCAGCACAGACCUACCGUCUCCCGGGCCCGUUGUCAAUCCUUUUGACGAUACUGCAAGAGAGGCAUUUACUACCGGGAGACCGCUCGAAGAUAAUCCAGACUUGCAACAAUGCAAGCAUUGCCGAAAGAGUAUUCUCAAAACAGCAGCCAAGGCCCACGUUACUCAAUGCCUCCGAUUAAAGAAAGAAAAGGCUCAAAGGAAAAAGGAAGCAAGAGAAGCAAGGGAACGAGCUAGAGAAGCUGCGAGAGAGGAGGAGGCGAGGAGGGCGGGCGAGGAAGCUGACGGUAAAGGCGACGACGACAGCGAUGGCGACGACGAUGCGGAGAAGAAAGGUGCGGGUGGGGGUAAGAACGCAAAGAAAGCCACGGGAAGAAAAACAGAUGAGAUUGCCAAAGGAAAGAAACGGAAAGCAGAAGGUGAUGCAGAUAAGGGACCCAAGCAGAAGAAGAAAAAGGAGGAGUCGAAAGCCAAAGUCCCCAAACCCAAAGGGCCCGUCGAUGUUGAGCGCCAAUGUGGUGUACUCCUUCCGAACGGGAUGCCUUGCGCCAGGUCCCUGACAUGCAAGAGCCAUAGUAUGGGCGCCAAACGUGCCGUAGCAGGACGGUCGUUGCCCUAUGACAUGCUGUUAGCAGCGUACCAAAAGAAGAAUCAAGCGAAACAGCAGAAGGCUGCCCUCGAUGCAAACGCCCCCCUCGAGGAUGACGACGAGGCGAAUGCAGGACCCGUCGAUUCGGACGAGGAGACGACCGUCGUAAUGACGGCCUUGGCACAUUGGGCACCGCGUCCCCCAGUACCUCAGCCGAUUAUAAAUCCCAUUAAGCGAAACUAUCAACUUGCUCGGCUGCACGAGCAAUUACAGAUGGCCACAAAUGGAGGACGCACCAACAUUUUCCGCGUUGUCGGCUAUGGAUCCCAAAAACUGGCGGACGGGCAUCAAUGUUCUGAUACGGACUUGGAUGAUGCGCCGGGAGAAUCAGACUCGGCGGUCGUGGGUUUCAAUGCAGGGAGGAGGCCAUCGAGUCUCGGCAUACAAAAUCAGCAUCAGAGCCGACCGCCCGUGGCAAGUCCAAGCCUACCCGCACAGAGCCGCACCCACAAUCUCCACGCAACCCCAACACUAUAA